ACGUCAUUUUCAUGCGCAGUUAACCAAGGGGCGUCGAACAUCCGCCAUAUUUGUUCAGACUUCGAUAGGUUAACUAAACAAAAGAGCAAUAUAUCCAUAAUUAUCGAAGCCAUCUGUAGUUGUUAUUGAAUUUAUGUGUAACGGGAAUAUUUUCUGUUGAAUAACACGUUCGUUUCAUAUUUUAUUUUGGGGUGUUUGCUAAAUAUUUCGGUGACAGAAGUGUUUGUUUACACCGACUGUCAAUCGGAAAAGUCAAAAUAUGGGGACGAAAGAUGACGAGUACGAUUAUUUAUUUAAAGUUGUUUUGAUUGGUGAUUCUGGUGUAGGAAAAAGUAAUCUUUUGUCAAGAUUCACAAGAAAUGAAUUUAAUUUAGAAAGUAAAAGUACCAUUGGUGUAGAAUUUGCUACAAGGAGUAUACAAGUAGAUGCUAAAACAAUAAAAGCUCAGAUCUGGGAUACAGCUGGUCAAGAAAGGUAUCGGGCUAUAACUAGCGCGUAUUAUAGAGGAGCUGUUGGUGCACUGUUAGUCUAUGAUAUUGCUAAACAUUUGACAUAUGAAAAUGUAGAAAGAUGGUUAAAAGAAUUACGAGAUCAUGCUGACCAGAAUAUUGUCAUAAUGCUUGUAGGAAAUAAAAGUGAUUUAAGACAUCUGCGAGCUGUGCCAACAGAUGAAGCCAAAGUAUUUGCAGAGAAAAAUUCAUUAUCCUUUAUAGAGACUUCAGCUUUAGACUCAACAAAUGUAGAAGCUGCUUUUCAGAAUAUUUUAACAGAGAUUUACAAGAUAGUUUCUCAGAAGCAAAUCCGUGAUAGCCCUGAUGAUGAACAUUCACCAAGUACAAAUGUACAAACAAUAACAGUAGCACCUACGGAAAGUACACCAGGAGCAAAGAAACAGUGUUGUAAUGUUUAGGACACUACUAGUUGAACAUUUAUUCAUCUUGUUACUUAUUGAGUCAUUAAAAGACUGGGUGGGGGUUCAGUGGGCAUGAUCAUCAAAAAUCUAUAAUAUGACAUAUUGUUUACAACUGGUUAUACAACCGACUGGGCUCUAGUCAUCACUUAGAUCAAUAUAUAUAUAUACAGUAUAUAUAUCAUCUAUUUAUAUAGGGUAUAAUAGUAACUAUAAUAAAAUGGUUACUGAAUGGGUCAGUCGGGUCAUGUGAUGAUACCAUUCCAUUUCUAGUUGUUAUAGCUUCAGUCAAUGUGCAACACUCGGAUUAAAUGUACACCUACUAUUGAGGUUAAUUGUCAUGGCUAUCAGAAUGAACAUGUUCACAUCAGUUAAUCAACUUUUUCAUGUUGUUUCUAUCUGCCAAAUGUUGCCAUUUGGCUUAUUUUUGAUGAUCAUGCUGUUAAUAUAUUAAAAGUUGGCUAUUCAUAUAUAAAAUAUAUAUAAUAUAAAUACUAUGUGUAUAUUGUUGGUGUACAGAACCCAGUGUGGAGAUCAGUACAAAAUUGUACCUAGAAUAAUUUGCCACAAAUGUGAGUGUAUAUGCCAUUAAAGCUAAAAUUUAUUUUUAUGUGUGUUGUUAAGACUGAGAGUUAUGUAACACUUUGUAGAUAAUUUAAAAUUGACUGUAUUUCUAGGCUUAUCUUAUUUAAUUACAUCACUCACCUCUCUUCUUAAUUUAUUGGCCAAUCUCAUGUUUGCAUAAUUUUUUCAAAACUGGCUUGAAAUAUUUUAGAUUUGGCUCAUCAGUAUAUAAUGAGAACAUCAUUAUUUAAACUAUUUAACAUAAGAACUUGAAUGAAAGAAUAGAGUUUAUAUUACAUGCAUGGUUAUGUUGAUUAGUGUAAUUUUUUUCUCUAAAUGAAAUCCUCUAUGAUGUCAGAUGAAAAGAACGCUAAUGAUGGGAGGUUGAAGAAGCUACCGGAUGGUGUUCACAUACAGUUCUAUUAAAAUAAUGAUGCUUGUCCCUGGCCAUAAAACCUUUUUACUCCUGACAAUUAAUUUCUUUCAACUUCACUAUCUGCUAGUACUCAAUGUCAAAUAUAGAAUUUAAUUUUUCAUUUUGCAAGGCUGUAAUUUUGUGAUAAGUGGAGUUAAAAAUUCGACUAUGGGUGCAUUUUUGGGUUCAUGUUUCAACAAUUAAAAUAUGUCAGUAAGCAGUGAUUAAGUGAUAUAGUUGAAAGAUAGUGGGUAACCUAGAAAUGUUAAUUAAUAUUAUUUAAGUGUUAUUAUAAGUUGUGUUGAUAUGAUGGAAGUACAUUCAAGUUCUCAUGUUACUUAGUUUAUCAAACUGACACUGGACUGGUUAUGUGGUAAAACAUUCCUAGGCAAAAUUGAGUUUAAAAUAAUAAUACCCGGUAUUCUUUAUUUGCUUAUUUAUAGACUAAUUAAGUUAAUUUUGCCUAGGAUGUUAUUGGUGGUAUAUUUAUACGCAUGUUUUAUAAUGCUGAAUUAAAAUACAUGUAUGAGUAUGAAUGUUAGUAUUCAUGAUUGAUUAAUUGAUUUAUGUUAUUUGUAAUUCCUUUUGUCAGGGGAUCAUGAAGAAGGAUCUAAAUUUGUCACAAUGAAUUGAAAUAACAACCAUUUACAAUGUUGUAGCUUUCAGCAAUAGAUUUACUUCAAAUAUUUGAUAUAAAACCAGUACUAAAAGUGUCUACUCAAUGUGGUUGUUACAUUGUUAUUGUUGCUCAGUGUACAUUAUCAUCAAAAUUUGUCUUAUUUAAAAGAUUUGUUAGAUUUUUAUCAUUUUCGUAUUGAUGCUGACUUAAAAAUUGUAAACAAUUUGGACAGUGUUCUACAUUCUUAUUUCUCCCCCUCUUAAUUGUUGAAGAUUUUUUAUUGAUCACUAAUUCUAUCCUGAGUGUUAGUGUGAAUUCUGUGGCAUAUAUUUAACAGCGAUGUAUUAUGUAAGAUUUAGAUAAAGAGCUGACCGUAACUUUAUGGUUUAAAAAUAGAUAAUGAAUAUACUUAAAAUUUCAGUAAAAUUGUCUUAUUCUGACAGAAGUUAUGAAUGUUUGCAGUUUUGACCAGAAACAGUUUAAAUUGUGUUGAGUAUUGAGUACCAUUGCUGCAACAAUAAACAAGGUCUCAAUUUUCUGUUUUAAUGGUUAAUGUAGAUAUGGAGGACCUUGUCUAAUCCAUUUAAUAUCUCAGCCAUCCAUUGGUCUAGACUCAAGAGAGUUGAAUAUGGACUUGUCAUAUGAAUAAAUGUCUAAAUAAUAAUUUAUAUAACAUUUGAAUCAAGAAAAAAAUCUGCAAUAGGCAGAUUUAGCUCUUACAUAAUACAUCUUUAAGACUUCCAUCAUCUGAAAAUCCUAAUCAUAUCUAGAGAACUCUUUUCUUCUAAUAAACACUAUUUAGACUUGGAUAUUGUGUUCCUCCCUCACUACACUACUAUACAUUUUGUAAAUCAAGCCUAUAUAAUUAAUGAUAUUAUAUACUGUAUGUAUCACCUUAUAAUAAAUAUGUAUAUUUAAGAAUGUAUGACCUGAGUUUUGUCAUAUAAUUGUGAAGGUUGACACAACUGCAGUGUCAAAUUAUAAGAAGUAAUGCUAUAGCUGUUCAUAGUCCAACAAUCUAUCAACUUGAAACUAAACCUUAGAGUACAAUGUAUGUUAGAUAUGCAAAUUAUUACAAUAGAGUGGUAGAAUGGCUGUAGUAUCUGAUCUGUAAUUAGGUGACCAAUUACAUUGGUCAACUGAGAUAUCCACUAUAACUAUCCCAUUAUUUUUAUAUAUUUUGUAGAUAUAAAUUUUAUUCUUAAAUAAACUUUGCACUUAAAAUGUUAAUUUAUCUUCAUUCCCAUAUAUAAGUGAUUGUAUAUAAAAUGUGUUAAUCUACACUGUAAUCGAAACCUAUAAAUCCUGAAGGAAUGUGGGUGCAUAUUAAUUUGAUCUUUGACACAGUUACACAGCACUAUCCUAUGAUAGAGCUGUGGAUGUGCAUUUCUUUUUGGAAUUGUAUGAAAAAUGUUCUGUACUUUUAAGAAUAAAGUCAAAUGCAGAUUCACAUCAGAUUUUCUUCCCUGAUCAUUAUUUACAAUCAAGAUUUCUGUAAUUGUUUUGUUUUGUUACAGUGUUUUCCCCUCGAAAAACAAAUAAGUGAGAACUGUGCAUUACGCGUGGAGUUGCAUAGGUAUAUAUAUUGAUAAUGUAUUUAUGAGUAGAUAUAUAAGUUAUUUUAAAAUCCAUCCCAUAUAAAUAGCAUUCACAAUAAUAUCUUAAUAUCUUUUCUUGGUUUCAAAUGUUUGCAGUCAAAUGUUUUACCUUUAAAUUAUUGUGUGCAUAUUUGUAUAGAAACAUGGCAUUGACUGUGCUGUUCUUCAUACAUGUUAUGCGGUCAUGUGCAGCGAUUUGUAGCUUUGUUCAUCUCUAAACGUUUUGUUACUGUGGCCUUAUGUUGAGGUCAUUCAACCGUAAACUAUAUAUUAUUUCUAUCUUGCUAAUGUACAAUUUUGUGUAUUAAUAAAGAGCAAAUGAACACACAGAGAA
Molecule: messenger RNA, 4440 nt
Organism: Patella vulgata (common limpet)
Lineage: Eukaryota; Metazoa; Mollusca; Gastropoda; Patellidae
Product: ras-related protein Rab-11A
Exons: 6
Coding region: 260-910 (216 amino acids)
Biological process (GO): exocytosis
Cellular component (GO): recycling endosome
Molecular function (GO): GTP binding; GTPase activity
Source: RefSeq, a predicted model, not a curated record